Molecule: messenger RNA, 1332 nt
Organism: Paraglomus brasilianum
Lineage: Eukaryota; Fungi; Glomeromycota; Glomeromycetes; Paraglomerales; Paraglomeraceae
Source: the annotation of a GenBank genome assembly
AUGACAACGACGCGCCAAAGCCAAAGUCCAACCUUCCGCAGCUCUCCUCACACUCGUAGCCAGACGCCGUCGAAAUCGAAAUUUAGCUUCUUCACCUCUUGGAUGUCGUCAUUAUCACCCCCGACAACCUGGUCGAAAUCCAGUUUGUCUACAGGAUCACUCUCGCCGACCGGAAGCAGGAGCCGGAGCUUAUCACCUCUCCGUGGGAACCUGGGAUCGUCGCCUAGUGCUUCUCAACCGGAGAGACUAUAUAUAAUAGACGACUCUAGCGACGAGGGGCUUACAGAAGAUAAAGAUGUUGAGACCGUUGUAGGCGCAGAAGUACGCGAUAGUGACUAUGAAAAUGACCCGGUAGUGAUUAUAAACGAUUCGGACGACAGCCCAAAUGAAAAUUCCGUAAUUGGAGAGUCUAUUCGCAUGAGAAAACAAACCGAGGACGAGCUUGGGAGAAUUCUACAGAAUUAUGAUACAAAUUACGAAGGAGACGAUCGUGGUGACGAAGACGUGUGGUAUGAAGAUUAUACAUGCAAUCGUUGGGCAAACCGCCUGCCAGAUACAACGCCUAGCUUGGGCGAAUCUACCAUAUAUCAAAGUAUACGGAAGAUCGAUGACGACGCCGUUUGUUGCCUAUGUGCUGGUCCUGGUUUCUUUAUGAACUCCCUUGUCACAUGUGACGCUUGUCAUACGGCUUAUCACCAAACAUGUCAUUUACCUAAAAUUCCUGACUACACGGUACGCUUACACAGAAGGGGACAAAGUUGGGUUUGCUCAACUUGCUUUGGUGGUUCUAUACAAAUAAUUUCGGAUCAAAUGCCCAAUAAAAGACAAAAGAUAGCGAGUUAUGAGUAUGAUGAUGAAUUGCAAGCGAGCAAAAGGCGGAAUUGGGUAUCGCCUGUCUUGAGCACUCAUAACAAAAGCACAAAUAGCUCUUAUACUUCUAUUGCAAGCCACCACCACGGAAGAACCCCACCUAAACUUAAAAUGGCAAGCCCAAACCAAAAUGAGGACAAUAAUAUCAAACAAGCCCUAGCACAACGACAGGAAACUUCUACACGCGAGGAUAGUAAUGAUAGGGAUAAAGACAAGAUGGGACGGAAAAAGUAUGAUGUAAAUGCCAUAUCUAAAAACGAGGAGAAAUCGUCUAACGGUCGAAGUACAGAUCCAGCCAGUAUUUUUGUGCAGCGCGAAGAGCCGAAUUUUGACAUUCUGUCGCUAGUUCCUCCAAAUGUAAUACCAUGCUUAAACUUCAAUGUGUUGGCAUUUCGCGAAGGAACAAUAGAUCCAAAAAGGGGCAAGCUCAAGAGGGGGAAGGCGUAUCCAAUUACGCGAUAA